AUGGCUCAAAACAAUUCAUCCAUAUUAUAUGAUGUUAGUACAUGUCUUCGCGAUGCUAUGGAUAGUAUGUUCAAUAAUGGUCAUAAUAUAAUCAUAUCAAAUGAUAAUGACAAGAAUUUUGACAUAUCUAACAAUGAUGAACUUUCACCAACAAAUACUUUAAAGUUAAUGAUGAAUAAAAGAAAACUAGAUUCACCUGUUAUUAUUAAUGAUGUAGAAAAAUGUCAAGACAAUGGACAUGAUUAUGUUAAACGCAUGUGUACAAUGAAUGAUAAUCAACAAUAUAAACAAAAAGAAUGA
This is a messenger RNA of Rotaria sordida, 300 nucleotides long. The record is from the annotation of a GenBank genome assembly. NCBI's taxonomy places the organism in Eukaryota, Metazoa, Rotifera, Eurotatoria, Philodinida, Philodinidae.